GUAGGUGAUAACAGCUGAAAAAAGUCGAAAACUUGCAUUCAGUAAAUGUUAUUCAACUGUUUGGGCUGUUAUAAAUGGUGCUCCAGUGAUAUACCGUUGUAUAUGAAAAUCAAAAUCAGAUAAGCUUUCUUCUUAAACUACGAAGAAGGAGAGACAGGUUUUUAUCGAUCAGUAGUAAGUCAGCCUUUUAACAGUUGAAGGAGACGUGGCAAUCACAGUAAAGAACGAGUAUUGUUUGGGUGCCCGCAGUAUUCACCCUCGUUUCAAAAAUUCUGAAGUGAUAGUGUUCACGUUGAGUUGUAUAUUAAGAAAACUUUUUGUACAUUUUUUCGUUUGCAGUCUUGAAGCAUGGAAGGAAGAUUCUUUGUUCUGUCCUUAAUUUUUGGCGCAGUCUCCGUCAUGGCAGAUGGUAUGUUAAGAGUGUUAAGCUUUAUAGCAGACUAUUAAUGGAGAAAGACCCGUUUUCUUGUAUUUUUAUUUUACUUGCGGAGUUAGUGCUGUGGGUAUUGUAUAUGAUCAGGACAAAAUUUCAAGUCAGCCUGUGUAAUUCAUAUAACACGGCUGGAAAAGUACCUCUUAAUAACUGAACUUUUUUUCUUUUUUCCUUUCAAUACUGAAUCAGGCAGCUGUCAGAAUCCCAAAGAACGCUGGGAGUGCGGAUGGCUGGGAAUAGAUCAGCAGACAUGUGAGGCACGAGGAUGCUGCUGGGAUCCCAGUGAUCCGAACAAGCCGUGGUGCUAUGUUAAACCUGGCACACGUAAGAAUUGACUUUUUAAACAAUUUGGCUUAAAUAAUGAGUGGUGAUAGAAAAAGAAGUUUGUAGCUUAAGUUUUUCGUAUAACUCGUGGAAGCAUUUUCCAAUGAUAAAGGAUACAAAAGCUAAAAGUGUUACUGAAGUAUCACUUGAGAGACUGUGCUUGACAGUCUGCGUAUUCAUUACGGGCAACUGAAGUUUUGUAUUGCAUUAUUUUGACAUCAUUGUUAAAUUAUUAUAGAUCUCCCGGAUGGACUUUGCCCCGUUGCUCCUUCUGAGCGACAGGAAUGUGGUUACUACGGUAUUGGGAAGGAGGAAUGUCUGGGAAAGUCCUGUUGCUGGGAUCCAACUGUGCCUAACACCAAGUGGUGCUUUACACAACCAUGUGAGUUUAUUGUUAGGAAAAAUUCUAAAUAGAUUGUUGAAAUUAAUCCAGGAUUGCAUCAGUUUUAGUUUGCCACAUUGUUCUAUAGUUUGUCUAGCAAACUCUCGACACCCUCUAUCGGAGUCUUAAAAAACACCUGAUUGCCUUAAGACAAAGACAAAAAUUGGCUCGAAUUCUCUCGCUCAUGUUCUUCCUUAUAUUUCGAUCCGAUUUCUUUUUAUUCCAUAGAAAAUAUUCACAACUUAUUAUUUACUUGUUUAUAUCCCAACGCUGGCUGGUUUGUUUGGAACUCUGAUUUGGCCCAUCAGAAAAAAAUCAAAAUGGAUCCUUUCUUCCCGAGUAAUUUAUUUAUUUGACGUGCGUUUAGCUGAGUUCUCAUUGGUUCCUUGGGAUACAGUAGAACCCCGCCAACUCAAACCGGCUAAGGGAAACGAAAACUGGUUCGAAAGGAGGGGGUGAGGUGGGUGGGUCCCAGCUAUUGGGAUUGGUGUUGAAUUUCAAUUACCCUGGUAAUACUUAAUAUGGAAUCAUGUUUUUACCAUUCUUACAAAAUCAACAGUCAUUUUCGUACAUCGAUUUUGUUUUAUACGAGCUUUUAACACGAUAACAGAUUGCGGCAUGUCAUCAGUUCGGACGCUUCGACGUCUAUGGACUGGCGUUUUUACUUAAAGGUCGAGUUAUCGGGGUAAAUGUGAACCAAGGGAAAGUAAGAUUAGUUCGAGUUAACGGAGAUCGAGUUCCAGUUUCUUGAUGGUAAGUGAGUGGAAAAUGGGGUCAAAUCUAAGGGAAACCGGUUGUUAUUCGAGUUAGCGCCGGGGGAAGGGGGGAGGGAAAAGGGGGGUUCGAGUCAACCGAGUUCGAGUUACUUGAUAAUAAAUGACUCGGAAAAAUGGGCUCAAUUCCGAGGGAAAUCGGAUGUUGUUUGAGAUAGCAGAGGUUUCAAGUUCACCGGGUUUAAGUUAGCAAGGUUAUACGGUAUUUACGUUGACUUUAAGAAAUUUGUUCUAUAAUCUUUUUUGAUUCAUUUUGUUUGAUUCAUUUUGACACACAACUGAAAGCGCUUUAGCAAUGAAACGAUAAAGGACUAAUCCAUGGACUGCGCUGAUCAGUUGUCAUAACAUUAUAAACAAUUAACAUCUCGACAGCCGAACCAUCCAUGGGUUGCUACCUGGAAUACGGCCUGUCUGGAACCUGCAAAUAUGUUUGUGACCCGGGUGAAGAUAAAAUGUACGGCAUGCCAGACUGUGAGGGACGCAUCUGCUGUUACAAUGGCUUCGGCAAAUAGUAAGUGAUCUUGAUUAUCACACAUGAGCGUGGCUUUUAACCCUUUGAAUCCUAGGAGUGACUAACAUCUAAUUUUCCUCACAAUAUCACCCCUGAGUGACGGUAAACUGUAAAGGAAAUGAUCGCCAACUAAUGAGGCUCUUGAUUGCUAAAUAAAUUCUCCAUGUCAGCACUUUUGGAAAUGUAAAGAGAACAGCGCGGAGAAUAUGCAUACCGAUGUUAGGUUGUACACGGUUACAAGGAGCAGAAGUUUCUUCCAUCCAUUCAGCCAUCCGCUUAAAUUUAACGAAAUAUCAAGCAACAAUUUGCUAUCUGCUAAUUGCGUUUAUGUAAAUUGUUUCAUAGAUCUUAUUUCUUGGAUGCGAGGACUUGAACGACUGAAAUGCCUAUGCUUUGACUGAAGAUCUACCGUGAAGAGAACCAUUCCUUGAGAUAUAGCUUAUAGUUAAUCAGUUAGUCUGCUAGUAUUGCGUUAUGAGAUGUAUUGGGGCAACAUUUCGUAAAAGAAAGAAAUAAAAAGGGCCAGUCCAACGGGGAAAUUUAGUGCCGCAGUAAUUUUUGUAAAUCUGUUAACUUGCAC
Molecule: messenger RNA, 3003 nt
Organism: Pocillopora meandrina
Lineage: Eukaryota; Metazoa; Cnidaria; Anthozoa; Scleractinia; Pocilloporidae
Source: the annotation of a GenBank genome assembly